CACUAGUUGGUAGCCGGUUUCAAAAUAGGUUAGAAAUCUAGGUAUAUGGUAUUUGGUAUAUGUAUAUCCAGAUCAUAACAACUAAGUCGAUAUAGCUUGUAAUAUACUACAUCUAAUUAGUUUAAAAUUCGGUAAAUUUUUAUUACAUUUCUAAUAUGGCAAAUGGACCAAUUGCAGAAAGAAAUCGAGAUGCUACUAUAUAUGUUGGAGGUUUGGAUGACAAAGUGUCCGAAUCUCUUUUAUGGGAACUUUUUGUUCAAGCUGGACCAUUGGUCAAUGUUCAUAUGCCCAAAGAUCGGGUAACUAUGAUGCAUCAGGGAUAUGGAUUCGUUGAAUUCAUGGGCGAAGAAGAUGCUGACUAUGCUAUCAAAAUAAUGAAUAUGAUUAAGUUAUAUGGAAAGCCUAUUCGAGUCAAUAAAGCCUCUGCACAUCAAAAAAAUUUAGACGUUGGGGCUAAUAUCUUCAUAGGAAAUUUGGAUCCUGAAGUUGAUGAAAAAUUGUUAUAUGACACAUUUUCUGCAUUCGGAGUCAUUUUGCAAACUCCUAAGAUUAUGAGAGAUCCAGAAACAGGUAACUCCAAAGGAUUUGCAUUCAUAAAUUUUGCCAGUUUUGAAGCUUCAGAUGCAUCCAUUGAAGCAAUGAACGGCCAGUAUCUCUGCAAUCGACCUAUUUCUGUAUCGUAUGCUUUCAAAAAGGACUCCAAGGGUGAAAGGCACGGUUCUGCUGCAGAACGUUUACUUGCUGCUCAGAAUCCUCUCUCACAAGCAGACAGGCCUCAUCAGCUCUUUGCCGAUGCUCCUCCAAUUGGUAUGAUGCCCAUGACGAUAGCUCCACCACCUCCUCCUGUUAUUUUAACAGGGAUGAUGCCACCUCCCACUCCCGCAAACAUGCAUCCUCCUCCGCCACCACCAGUACCUCCUCCAAGUGGAUUUCCUUCAGGUAUACCCCCUCCUCCAUUACCACCAUCCCAACCACCUUUACCUCCUGGAGCUCCUCCUCCACCACCAAUUUCGGCUUCCACUGGGUCUACACCUAGACCACCACUUCCCCCUGUUCCGACUUCAGCUCCAGGUGGUCCCCCUCCUCCACCUCGUUUGAUUCCACCACCAUGGCCAGGUGCAGGGGCAGGCGUUAUCCCACCUCCACCACCAGGUCCACCUGGGUCUGUAUCGUCAACUGCAGGAACACCAUUUGCAGGAAUGUUUCCACCACCGCCGCCACCAGGAGGUCGACCACCUCCUCCGACCUGGAGACCUCCGCCACCUCCUAGUUUUCCUGCGGGGAGACCUCCAUUUCCUCCGAGAGGGCCACCUCCACCUCCUGCAACUUUUGAAAGCUGAAAAUGUUUUGUCGAAAACAGUUUUUUCUCAUAAUGUAAAAAUACUACAAAUAAACAGUUUGAAUGA
Molecule: messenger RNA, 1406 nt
Organism: Leptinotarsa decemlineata (Colorado potato beetle)
Lineage: Eukaryota; Metazoa; Arthropoda; Insecta; Coleoptera; Chrysomelidae
Product: splicing factor 3B subunit 4
Biological process (GO): positive regulation of mRNA splicing, via spliceosome
Cellular component (GO): nucleolus; precatalytic spliceosome; U2 snRNP
Molecular function (GO): RNA binding
Source: RefSeq, a predicted model, not a curated record